Molecule: messenger RNA, 830 nt
Organism: Ctenocephalides felis (cat flea)
Lineage: Eukaryota; Metazoa; Arthropoda; Insecta; Siphonaptera; Pulicidae
Product: gastrula zinc finger protein XlCGF71.1-like
Exons: 1
Coding region: 12-830 (272 amino acids)
Cellular component (GO): nucleus
Source: RefSeq, a predicted model, not a curated record
UUCGAACGUUCAUGGAACCUGAGGUAACGAUAGAUGAAGAAACCAAGCAAGAAUUACCCAAAGAAGCACCGAGCCCUUGCAAGAUUUGUGGCCUCACUUUCCCAACACACCGUAGGAUCAAAAAGCACAUGAAAACCCACAAUGUUGAAAUGAUGUUCGAAUGUAAAUACUGUGAUAAAGAGUUCAAGCACGCGAGCAUCUUGACAACUCAUAUGAGGACUCACACCGGUGAAAAGCCUUGUGUAUGCAACGUAUGUAAUAAAGCCUUCAUCACCCCGCACACGCUCAAACAACACAUGUACAUACACGAAGGUAAACGGGAUUAUAAAUGUAACUUAUGUGGAAAAUCUUUUACCUACUCGAGUAAUUUAUCAAGACACAUGCGUUUUCAUACUGGAGAACGCCCCCACAAGUGCAAUACAUGUGAAAAGUCAUUCACCACGUCCGGUGAUCUAACAAAACAUCUACGAGUGCAUAUUGAUGAAAAGCCUUUCGUAUGUUCUUUAUGCGAGAAGGCUUUUGGGAGUUCAUACUCUUUAGCUUGUCACACUAGGACACAUACUGGAGAUCGUCCUUAUAAGUGCGAUGUGUGUGAUAAAUCCUUUGCGAUUUCAAGUGGCUUAUCGAGGCAUGCAAGGACUCAUAGUGGUUUCAAGCCGUUCAUAUGUACGUUUUGUGGUAAACUGUUUGUGGAUUCGACUGCGCUUGCACAGCAUCUUAGGACUCAUACAGGGGAAAGGCGGUAUAAAUGUGAUAAGUGUGAUAAAGCAUUUGUUCAAUCGGGGCAUUUGAAGACACAUAAAAGGACAAUACACCAAGAAACUAUAUAA